CCGACGAGGUUGAAUGCUGUACCGCGUCUGGGCGCGAAAGCUGGAACUUCGCUGCGGAGCUGGAGACGGCGGGAGCUGUAGCCGACAAGUCGAGGUUACUGGGGACACGUUCUCCUGGAGCCACGCGGCAGGGAGGCCGGAAUCAUGACCGGCCAGGUGGGUUCUGAGGUUAACCUGGAAGUCAAUGAUCUAAAACUCCUUUCACAAGAAGAAGCAAACAGUCCCGUAGACAGUGGACAGGGCAGCUUUGAAACGCUUGAGCCCGUGAGUGAAAGAGAUUCUGACGAAGAGAUAUUUGUGAGUAAGAAGCCAAAGAGCAGGAAAGUGUUCCAAGACAGUGAUUCUGAGUCUGAGGACAGAGACGAUGCCCCGGAGAAACCCGCCUACGACAGCGCGGAGGAGAACAAGGAGAACUCGCACUCAGGAAAGACCCAGAAGAGCAGAAGCAUUUCCAGAGCUCUGGCUCACAGCGACGAGAGGAACAUGGAGGGGACUGUGUGUCGGGAGAGUCCUGAGACUCCAGAGACCCCUUCCCUGGAGCCGAGCCCCCAGACAGGAGAUUCCGUGGACACCACCGACAGAACGCUCUCCAGAACACUCCACAGAGAAGGAGCUGAAGGGAAAGCAAAAUCCAAGAGAAGACUGGAGAAAGAGGAGAGAACAAUGGAGAAAAUCAGGAGACUGAAAAAGAGGGAAGCAAGAUGUGAGGAAGGAGAUGCAGACCGGCCGCUUAAUGACAGUGGCUGUCUCCUUGAAGAUAGUGAUCUUUUUGAAACAGGUUUGGAGGAAGAAAAUGACUCUCCACUGGAAGAUGAAGAGUCCUUAGAGUCAAUAAGGACGGCUGUAAAAAACAAGGUGAAGAAUCGCAAGAAAAAGGAACCAUCUCUGGAGAGUGAGACCUUUUCAUUAGAAGAUGAAAAUGAGCUAUCCAAAGGCAGUGCGAGGAAGGAAAGAAAGGCAGCAAGGUUAAGUAAGGAAGCAUUAAGAAAACUGCAUAGUGAGACUCAGCGUCUGGUCCGAGAAUCUGCACUUAAUCUUCCAUAUCAUAUGCCUGAGAGUAAAACUAUUCACGAUUUCUUCAAACGUAAGCCCCGGCCCACUUGCCAGGGCAGUGCCAUGGCCCUGCUGAAGUCAUGUAAGUAUCAGUCGGGCCAUUACAAGGAAACCACAAACACGGCAGAUGCAAUUGGAAUGAGUGCUGAUGACCCCAGCAGAGGUUCUGAGCAGAGACCGGCGGCAGGAACUGCAACGGAAACGGCGGCAGGUACUGCAACGGAAACGGCGACAGGAACUGCAACGGAAACUAACGUUCUCCCCGAGGUCUCAAAAGGAUCAGAUGCUGGAUCAGAUGAGGCUUGUGGGAAAGAGCCCAUAAGACAAGGAGAGCUGGAAACUGAGGCGACUAAGAAGCACAGUGAUGACAGACCUUCUUCUCCUGGGGAUAGAUCCAUGUCACAGCAGGAACCCUCCAUCUCCAGGAUCAAAGACAAUGAGGGGCAUCAGGCUGGAGAACUCACUGAAUCUGACCCUCCUGCCCUGGAGGAAGAAGAACUGAAAACAGUACAAAAAACAGAUGCAAAAGAGGGAGUGCCUGAGCAGAAAACCGAGGCAGCGGCAGCGGCGGUGCCACCUGAAAAGGUGAGACGAUUCACCGUGGACCGACUUAGACAGCUGGGAGUGGAUGUUUCCAGUCAACCUCGGCUAGGUGCUGAUGAAGACUCCUUUGUGAUACUUGAUGAACCUGAAACCAACAGAGAAUUGGAAGCCUUGAAGCAGCGUUUCUGGAGGCAUGCUAACCCAGCAGCCAGCCCCAGGGCUCGCCAGACAGUGAAUGUGAGCAUUAUCGUGAAGGACUUGGGCACUGACGGGAAGGAGGAGCUGAAGGCAGAAGUGGUACCUGUCACUUUGGCAGCAGAGAAGCUGGAAGGAGCAGGCCACACAAAGCCAGGUGAAAAACUGCAAAUGUUGAAAGCUAAGUUGCAGGAGGCAAUGAAACUCCGAAGGCUUGAGGAGCGGCAGAAGCGCCAAGCAUUAUUUAAAUUAGAUAAUGAAGAUGGAUUUGAGGAGGAGGAGGAGGAGGAGGAAGAGGAAGAAAUGACAGAUGAGUCUGAGGAAGAUGGAGAAGAGGAGGUGGUGGAGGAGGAGGAAGAGGAUCAAGACACUCAGGAGACUACAGAAUUUCUUCUUGGUAGUGAAGAUAUGGAAACCAAAGAUGAAAAAGAAACAGAUAAAGAAAAUACAGACGCCAGUAGUGACAUUGGCAAGUCUGUUGCCCUCUGCGUCCCCAAGCCGCUCUCCUCAGACUCCACCUUACUUCUGUUUAAGGACAGCUCUUCUAAGAUGGGUUACUUUCCUACUGAAGAAAAAUCAGAAGCAGAUGAACACUUGGGCAAGCAGUCUGACAAACUGGAUGAGGAUGACUCGAGUUCACUGCUAACAAAGGAGAGCAGCCACAAUAGCAGCUUUGAGCUGAUUGGCUCCACAAUUCCGUCCUAUCAGCCUUGCAACAGGCAGACAGGCCGUGGGGCGAGUUUUCUCCCUACAGCAGGAUUCAGAUCGCCGUCCCCAGGGCUGUUCCGAGGCAGUUUGAUCAGCUCGGCUUCUAAGAGUUCAGGAAAACUGUCUGAGCCUUCACUUCCCAUAGAGGAUUCCCAGGAUCUGUAUACCGCCUCCCCAGAGCCUAAGACACUUUUCCUAGGAGCAGGAGACUUCCAGUUCUGUUUGGAAGAUGACACUCAGAGCCAACUGUUGGAUGCAGAUGGAUUUUUAAACAUUAGAAAUCACCGGAAUCAGUAUCAGGCGUUGAAGCCCCAGUUGCCGCUGGCCAGUAUGGACGAGAACGCCAUGGAUGCCAACAUGGACGAGCUGCUGGAUUUGUGCACUGGACAGUUUACAUCUCAGUCUGAAGAGAAAUGUCAGCCUGGGAAGAAUGACAGGAAGGAAAACAUGGAGGAACUUCUGAAUCUCUGCUCGGGCAAAUUUCCCUCUCAAGAUGCCUCCCUGGUGGCUCCACUGGGGUUGAGGAAGCAGGAGAAGGAGAGCAGCACAGAAGAUCCGAUGGAAGAGGCGCUUGCUCUUUGCUCAGGCUCUUUCCCAACAGACAGGGAGGAAGAGGGUGAAGAGGAGGAAUUUGGAGACUUCCAGCUUGUUUCAAAGGAGAAUGGAUUUGCUAGUGAUGAGGGUGAACACAGUGACUCUAGUGAUGAGGAGCUGGCGCUGGACCUGGAGGAUGAUGAAGAAGAGCUCCUGAAGCAGUCUGAGAAGAUGAAACGCCAAAUGAGACUGAAGAAAUACUUGGAAGACGAAGCAGAGGUGUCCGGCAGUGACGUGGGAAGUGAAGAUGAGUAUGAUGGCGAAGAGAUUGACAGAUACGAAGAGGACGUCAUUGACGAGGUGCUUCCGUCUGACGAGGAGCUGGAGAGUCAGAUCAAGAAAAUACACAUGAAAACCAUGUUGGAUGAUGAUAAGCGGCGACUGCGGCUAUAUCAAGAGAGGUACCUUGCUGAUGGGGAUCUGCACACCGACGGGCCUGGACGAACAAGAAAAUUCCGAUGGAAACACAUAGAUGAUACCUCCCAGAUGGAUCUGUUUCACAGAGACUCCGAUGACGAUCAGGUUGAAGAACAGCUUGACGAGACCGAAGCCAAGUGGAGGAAGGAGCGAAUUGAACGAGAGCAGUGGCUUCGGGAACAGGCUCAACAGGGGAAAAUUUCUGCUGAAGAAGAGGACAUUGGGGAAGACAGUCAGUUUAUGAUGCUAGCCAAAAAAGUCACAGCCAAAGUGCUGCAGAAGAAUGCCAGUCGUGCCGUGGUUGUUCAGGAACCAAAGUCUGUGCUCAGUAACCCUUUUGAAACCAUCAGACCAGGAGGUGCUCACCAGCUGAAGACAGGCUCCCUGCUAAACCAGCCCAAAGCGGUGCUUCAAAAGCUUGCUGCCCUGUCUGACCUCAACCCCAGCGCUCCCCGAAACUCAAGAAACUUUGUCUUUCAUACACUUUCUCCCACCAAGGCAGAGACAGCAAAGGACUCAUCUAAGCCUCAGGUGAGAAAAAGGGGACUGUCGUCAGUGAUGUCACCGUCUCCUAAGCGGCUAAAGACAAACGGAAGCAGUCCAGGACCAAAGCGAAGCAUCUUCAGAUACCUGGAGAGCUAACACCACCCAGGAUGCCAGCGUCUGUCAGGAGUACUCACACUGUUUCCUAGGUUGACGCCACUUUCAAGUAGAGGUGAUCGGAGAAAGGAAGAAAGUAUGGCAUUAUAGAAAAUUACAGAAAGCACUGAAAACCAGCACUGGGACGGGGCCUCUACAGCCACAUGACCCUUAUCACGGAACCAGGCCAAGAAGCAUGCACCUGGCUGUUGCAUCGUCCUGAUGCUUCUGUGUCAUGUAAGCUGCUAGCCUUGAUCUCUGACUAACCUUUAUCACCUUUGAAAUAAGGACUCAAGCUGGUACCUAGUUCAGAAAGAGGUUAUCCCUCACUUUCCACAGUGUGGGAGGAAGAUAAAGGGUUAUACCCAGUGUCCAUCCACACUGGAUAAUCAAUGGAGAACAGAACUUCCCAGGGACUAGAGUCUCCACUUAAAGCAUUUGUUGGAGAGCCUCCCUCCCUUCUGCAGAAACCCAACCACUAUUUAUUGCUGCUUUUGGGCUGAGUUUCUUGCCCUGACCAUCACUAAUAUUGAAAGCAGACCAGUAGAAUUUAAUAAAAACAUUGAAGAGAACUGCCAUUAGUCGCUUUCUUCGACCGGCCACUGGGCUUUCAGAAACAUAGACCAACACUCUCCCAUCAGAACUGAAUUCAGUACUGCUUUGAAAAAGCCAUUGCAGGUGAAUGUUGGCUUCAGUGUUGAAAGCUGGGCAUGGGAGGUUGGAUGAGGUUGUGCCCGUCUUCUGUUGAGAGACAUAAAGCAGCCUACACAACUGAUGAAAUUAAGAUGUGGCUUUUCUGUUAGGUGCUAGGGCUUCUUGGUUUUGUUUUUUUCUAAUUCUCAGGAUGCUGACUCGGGCAGAACACACAUUUGUAUAUUUGUAAUCUUGUAAUGGGAGAAAUGUGUAUAAAGCUGUUUUAAUAUGUAUGUAGGUUUUCAAUAAAUCUCAUUGCCUCGA
Molecule: messenger RNA, 5106 nt
Organism: Mastomys coucha (southern multimammate mouse)
Lineage: Eukaryota; Metazoa; Chordata; Mammalia; Rodentia; Muridae
Gene: Clspn
Product: claspin
Exons: 26
Coding region: 145-4152 (1335 amino acids)
Biological process (GO): mitotic DNA replication checkpoint signaling; activation of protein kinase activity; mitotic G2 DNA damage checkpoint signaling
Molecular function (GO): anaphase-promoting complex binding
Source: RefSeq, a predicted model, not a curated record